CGGUAAAUGUCCGACUCCAUGUAAAUGCGCUAUGUGCUGGUUAGGCAUUAUGCUAUGAAACCAAUCUGUACAUGUUGACGGUAACGUAAGUACAUGCGAGUGCGCGACGACUCCAAGAACGACGAUGGGGUCCCAGGGAACAAGAAUGAUGCUUCAGUGAAAUAUGUGAAAAACAUUGGAAAAUUGCUUGUAAAUAUGAAACUGACAUCAGAUCUCUGAGAUUCCGGCAACCACUCCAAUCAACCUGGAGGCAAAUAUACAAGAAUAGAAUAACACAACACCAUAAAGAAAGGGGGAAAAGAAGCAAGAACACUGACAGAAAAAAAAAAUAAAAGAGAAAUGCACAAAGUGAGUUUCAGUGCAGCAAUAGAAAUUAGAUGCUUGGAGGCAAAGAUCCUCUUCACAGAGAGAGCGACAUCACUCAGGAGCAGGUUUCUCAUGCUAUUCAUUAUCAGCUCAGAUCGUAUUCAUCCACUAGGGUAGCUGCGGCACAAUGAAAGAGGCGUAAAAGCAAGGAUUGAAUAUCACCACUUUGGAUUUGACGCUGUGCACCAACAGGAAUGAUUGACUGCUCUACCUUUGAUAUUGGUAUCUUGUACUCGAGACUCAAGAUUUAUUCUGGUCCUUUUGCAUCAUUCUGAGGAUAUAUGUUUGUAUUUGAGGAUGCCUUUAUAUUUUGGGAUGCAUGGCUUACAGCUAACUGCACAUACUCCAUAAAUAACUUCACAUAUUCUUCUGGGCUCACAUAUGUUUGGUAGUGAUCUUUGAGUUAGUUUGUUCUUCAUGCCUCCAACCUAGCUGUAUUGCCAAUUUGCCAUGAUGAAAAGUGUGGAACCCAAUGCAGAUCUUCCUCCUGCCAACUCUAGCACCAUGCUGACCUACAGUGCGCUGCCAGUCAGAAGGCCCUAUCAUCAGGCAAGGGAAUCACCUAGAAAUAUGACGGGUGUCUAUCUCUCCCAGGAUCCUUAUGGAGUUCCCAGUAACAAGAUUCGAGAGCAGCGGAUCCCUCCCUUAGCUAAGCCUAGGGGUGUGGUCUAUCAACCAAGAACACAACCAGGGUAUCAGGGACAGCAGAACAGACAAGACCUGAUGGUGAGGAGUAGAGGUGAAGCGAAAGCCUUUCAACCACUCCCUAUCAAGAGAGCCAAAGCGAGAGUGCCUCGUCAUGAAUACCAUGGACCAUCACCUCACAUCCUAAACCCUAAACCAGACUACCAUGCUGUCACAAGAAAAUCAGCUCGUAGUCGUGUUCCAGCAUCCAACGAUGGUGUGACCCAUUUUGAAGACCUUCGUUCUAACUCGAGCGGGAACAGCAGUGAUAAGACAACUCAGGAAUCAGAUGUCAUUGAGAACAUGUUGGAUAGUAUUAGUCUGACCUCUAAACUAGAGAGUGAGAAGAAUCUAGCUGGGCUCGUUGAAUGCUACAAGAAGAUAUGCAAGGGUAAUCCAGCAAGUGUACAUAAUCUAAUGGCGUCAGGAACAUCACCAGGUGGGAAACAUAGAAAGAAUAAAGUACGCAAUGGAGCUACACCAUUACUUAUAAGGAGUUUCCGUAGUCCUCAGCACCCUCAUUCAGUGGUGCAGUAUUCCAACCCCAGGGAUCGUACUGCUUCAUCCCCCCAUGGUGCUAGCCGUCCACCUGUUCCAGCACCUUACUUCUACAGCAGUAAAGGUUUGCCUCAGACGUCUGAUGAAGGUGGAAACAGGGUCAAACUAUCAAGGUUACCAGGUGCUACCUCAAGAGGUUCGGAUGCAGUGCUGGCAGCUCCAGGUGCAGGGUCAAUAUCAAGGUCAAACAGCAGUCGAACAACAGGGUCAAAACUAGCCAAUCAUAGACCUCCUGAUGGUGUAGAUGGGAUACGCCCACCAAGCCUUCAUAGCAAUAUAAAGAUUAUUGAUUCAGAUGCAGUUUAUAUGAUAAAGGAAAACUUCCAUGUUCCAGCAAGUACACCAGUGGCAUCUACAGUAGAUAUUAACAGAAUGUCUGAGAUUGACCCGACUGAACUUAGAUCAACAGAUUUAAGUCAGAGACAUCAAGUCGUCACAUUACCCGGCAGUAACAUACCAGGCAACACCGCAUCCAGCACCACAGGGACCACACCCUUCCCUAAUGGCACCUCUGUCGGAGGGGAAUUCCCAUCAUCAGUAACAGGAGACAGUGUGGAGAUGGAGAGUGGAGCAGACACUCUAGGGGGCAAGGAUUCCAUCGGGGAGAUGAUCAGUUUGUCUAUUACUAUCUCUGUGGAGGAUGAUACUGGUCAGAUCAAUACUAUGGAUUUAGAUGAAGAAGCAGGAAUGCAACAUACAGAAACUGGAAGCAGUGAAGUUGAUGUAAGUGCAAAUGAAGUGGCAGAGAAACAGAAGGAAUCGCAAGCCAAGAAGCAGGCUGAGUUAGAUCAACUCCUGGAGGAGCAUCAUCAGAUUAUCUCACAGAUUGAGGAACUAGAGAAGAUCAAAGAGGGUAACGGAGACUCACCAAAGCAGGAGGAGGAGGAUGAAGAAGAGGAGGCGGCAGAGAAUUAAUCUUAUAAACUUUUCGCUACACCUCAAUCAUUAAAUAUACACCCCUCUCUGGUUGGAGUGCGUAUGAAGUGUAGUGUACAUCCAUUGGGUUUUUUGUGUGUGGUCUUGUAUUUACACAUUCUUACAUCAAAGAAAGAAUGAAGAUGAAUGCUGCCAUCUAGAGGAUGUGUUGUUAUAGUAUCAGUCAGUUUUCAAUGUUAGUGUAUUUAUGAUCAAUUCAAUCAUUUUUUCGUUAAUCAUGAAAAUGUCAGCGUUAGAAUUAAAUUAAAAUAUUUGUUAGUAUAAUUUACAAGUAAAAUUCAAAGAGAUGUGAUUACAUUAAUCAUUUGAAUGUUGUUAGUUUUUGUUUUGUUCCAUGACAUCUUUUUAAAUAGACAAUUAUUGUGAAAAUUAGAAUUCUCUCUUUCUCUCUCUCUCUCUCUCUCUCUCCCUCCUUCCCCUCUCUCUCUCUCUCUCUCUCUCUCUCUCUCUUCCCCCUCUCUCUCUAUGUAACCGUCUUUCUCUUUGAAUUUUAGAUUUUGAAUUGUUUAUCUUUAACUAUCAUCCUUUCUUCACCCCUUUGUUUAUCUCUUUUAUGCUUUUCAAUGUCUCUCUUUAGCACAAUAUGCUACAUAUUAUGUAGUUUACAACAUAAUUACUCUAUGUUUCUCUUUUUUUCUUUUUUUUUACUGCAUAAGGUAUCUUUUCCUGUUAUGUGUUUCAUUGCCCUCUUCAUAUCAAUACUUCUGUUUUAUCUGAUAUCUUAGUAAUCUUAUUUGUAAUGGGAAUAGUUUUACAUACGUAUCUCUGUAGAUAGACCUGAAAUAUUUCACAGACCAUCCACAAUAUCACUGUACUUUUCAGGAAUUACAUGAAUAUUUGUACUACAGUAAAACACCUUGGCUUAUAACUUCAAAAUCAGAAUGUAUUUUCCUCAAAAUUUUAAAUCAUUCUCAAAGAGUAAUUGAUGUUCAAAAAUACAAUAAACUUCAAUGCCUAUAUGUGUCAGAGCAGAUUGAUGAUAAUAAAGGGGAAAAAAAGAUUGUUGAAAUUGGUUCAGUGUUGUAUCAACCUUCUCAGUAUUAAAAUAAGGUAAUUAAAGAUGUCCCUUUUUAUUAUGGCGACGUUUAAUCUUUUAAUAUAUAUGUGUCAUUAAGGGAAUCUGAAUCUCUCUGUAUAAUCAUGGAUUGCAUGUAUUGAGUGCCAAUUUUAAUUGUUUUGUGUAAAUAUCAUGAAUUAUUGAAUCUACUUAAGAAAAAACACAAUCGUACUAUGGUAGUGAAAUAAUCAAAAUUCUUUGUUUUAAUUUUGGUAUAGAGAAUUGUGUCUAUAAUUUGGGAGACCAUCAAAACAGAAAAGAUGUGUGUGAGAAAUAUUUUUGUAUAAUAAAAGUAAGAAUAAAAUAUUGCUUACAACUCUAGAUUUGUGUAACGUUUCUGUUGAUAUACUUAUAUCUGGCAUACCAAAGGUGUCAUGAAUUGAAGGCCCUUCAAAUGGAAUUACAAAUGAUUGCUUUUUUUUAAUCGUCAGUCUUGGCUUGUUUGUACUGUAUAUGUGUACCGGUAUUGAAUAUUUUCAUACAGUCACAAACUUUUUAACAUACUUCACAUAUGUAUUUGUGUUUAACUAAGUGACAUCUUGGGUCAACAUUUUCUCUGUAAUGAAAUACAUUAAACAUGAAAUAAUUUUCAUAUUCUCAUCAAGUACUCUGAUACUAUGUAUGUAAUAAUUUUAUUCAAAUCAUGGACUUCCAUCUCGGACAUUUUUGUAUGAAUUUUGGUGGCAUUUUUAUCUAUAAACAAUUAUUCCUAUACAUAAGUUUAAUCAUUCUAACCUGUAAUGUGCUAAUGAUGUAUGAAUUCCCUGUAAUCAAGUACCCAUUUUAAAUACAGACAUAGAAGGGCACUUGGCCAACUUCAUAACAAUUGCGGAAUUGACGAUCUAAUGUUUUAGCACACUAUUUGUCAACAAGAUAUAUGUGCAAUUAUUCUAUACCUUGACCCCAAAAAAUUAUUGUAAACUUUUUUCAAAACUAUCAAACUGUCUUAAUAAUAUAGUUAUAUUUGGAUCAUGAGAUACAUUUAAGUAGAUAACAUGCUGUUCAUUUUUAUCUUCUCUUUGGUUAGCGUAAUCAAAAUAUUAUGAGUGUGUUGAUUCAAUCAAGCAAGCAAAUAAAAUUUAGUUUUAAAUGCUAUUUAAUAAUACCCUCUUGCAUGAACUGGCUCUGUUUGAAUUUCUUUUGUGUUUGUGGAUUUUUUUCACUUUUCAUUCAUCAGUUCAUUCAAUCUGUUCAUGUUUGUGUCCCAAAUAUUUCAGAUUCAUAUUUUGCCAUAGCCCUUCAAUGUAGACUAGAUCUUUUAAGAGAGAUUCCAUGAAGAAAUCAAAGAAUUGUUUCUUGAAGUUUUUAGUAGACAUGCUGGUAAAACAUGACUGAAACAAAAUUAAUGUACCACUGGGAAAUUUAGCUAUGCAUUUAGAAACAUAAAAUGGCUAGAAAAUCUUGUUUUUAAGCGUGAACUUCUAGUCUGAUAAUGAUAAUGUGCAAGUUUAUGUUUACUCUGUAUAAGUGCCAUUAGUUUAUGAAAUGAUAUGAAAAUACUAACAUUAUUUUUGUGACACUUUUAAAAGUAUUUUAACAGUUUGUUGUGUCAAAUUGGUUAAAUGCUAUACCUCCUAAAUAUAUACUGUAAGAUAUUUAUACUAAAUGGAAUGUGGAAAGAAUAAAGUAAUAUGUUCUUACUGCAAGUGCAAACUAUGUAAUAAAUUGACUAUUUCAUAAUCAAA
Strongylocentrotus purpuratus (purple sea urchin) is the source of this 5286-nucleotide messenger RNA. RefSeq lists its product as uncharacterized. Bases 817 to 2523 code for a protein of 568 amino acids. NCBI's taxonomy places the organism in Eukaryota, Metazoa, Echinodermata, Echinoidea, Camarodonta, Strongylocentrotidae. The record is from RefSeq and is a predicted model, not a curated record. The transcript is spliced from 13 exons.